GCAGACCUUUGCGAUGGGCUUUGUGGGCAUUUGGACGCAGAUAUUGCAGCAAGCAACGCAAGAUCAGACCUGUCACUCAUGGCGUUGCGUCGCCCUGCGCAGAACGGCUCGAUAGUUAGCUUGGGAUCAGAUGCUUGGAUAGCCUUCCUUGGAUUGCCAGGGCCAAGGGCCAUCGCGAUGUGGGGUGCGCAGCCACAGUACGGCGCCUGGCCGCAGCAAUGGCAGCAAGCGGCGCCCCCGCCCCCUCCGGGCGGCAGGCCGCCUGCGCCUGGCGGGAACGUGCCUGUGGCAGGGGUCAGCAAGGCGAGCGGAGGCGUCAGCGCUCAAAGCAAAUCAGCCGGGCCCCCACCUGCUGCGCCUGCGCCAAGUAAGGCGGGCGCGGUGCCGCCGCCUCCACAGCAGGCGGCGCAUUCGCAGCAGCUGCUGCAGCAGCAGCAGCUGGCGGCCGCAGCACAGGCCCAGCAAGAGCAGGCGGCCGCCAUGCUCUUUGGCAUGGGCUGCAUGAACCCCAUGAACAUGAUGGGCAUGAACAUGGGUUAUAUGAUGCCUGGAAUGGAUAUGACUGCCUUGAUGGCAGGCACCAUGCCUCAGGCACAGGCCACCCCAGAGGCGAUUCAGGCAGCUCAAGCGCAGCAGCAAGCGGCAGCGAGCCCCGCUGCUGCGCAGCAGCAGCAAAUGCUGCUGCAGCAGCAACAGCUGCAGCAGCAACAGCUGCAACAGCAACAGCAGCAGUCGCAGAAGCCACAGCCGGUACAGCCAGGACCUGUGCCGGCGCUUGGGACUGCCCAGGCACAGCAAAAGCCCGGCGCAAAGGCAGAUGACGAUGAAGAGGCUCCCUGGAAGCGGUCCAGACGUGCCAGGAAGGAGGAGGCCAAGGACAACAAGGAGAACGGUGCUCACGCUGCCAAGGAGUUGAACGGAGAUGCUCAUCAUGCCAAAGAGCCUGAGAAGGUCGAGGUGGCCAAAGUUGAGACCAGCGACAUGGCCAUUGACAAGGAGAAGGAGACGCAGAAGAAGGACAGCGACAGCUCAGAGGACGAGAAGCCGAAAGCGAAGUCAGACAGCUCUGACAGCAGCGAUGACAAGCGCAAGCGGAAGAAGUCUCAGUCGGCGGAGGCUAAGAAGGCUAAGUCGAGCAGUUCAAGCGAUGAUGAGAAGAAGAAAAAGAAGGCGGAUAGCUCCGACGACGAGAAGGAGAAGAAGAAGGCGGAUAGCUCCGACGACGAGAAGGAGAAGAAGAAGGCGGAUAGCUCCGACGAUGAGAAGGAGAAGAAAAAGGCUGAUAGCUCCGACGAUGAGAAGGAGAAGAAGAAGGCUGAUAGCUCCGACGAUGAGAAGGAGAAGAAGAAGGCUGAUAGCUCCGACGAUGAGAAGGAGAAGAAGAAGGCUGAUAGCUCUGACGACGAGAAGGAGAAGAAGAAGGCUGAUAGCUCCGAUGAUGAGAAGGAGAAGAAGAAGGCUGAUAGCUCCGAUGAUGAGAAGGAGAAGAAGAAGGCUGAUAGCUCUGACGAUGAGAAGGAGAAGAAGAAGGCUGAUAGCUCCGACGAUGAGAAGGAGAAGAAGAAGGCUGAUAGCUCCGACGAUGAGAAGGACAAGAAGAAGGCUGAUAGCUCUGACGACGAGAAGGAGAAGAAGAAGGCUGAUAGCUCCGACGAUGAGAAGGAGAAGAAAAAGGCUGACAGCUCUGACGACGAGAAGGAGAAGAAAAAGGCUGAUAGCUCCGAUGAUGAGAAGGAGAAGAAGAAGGCUGAUAGCUCUGACGAUGAGAAGGAGAAGGAGAAGGAAAGGGAAGAAGACAAAAAGGCGGAGGAGAAGAGGAGCCGCCAAUGGAGAAGACAGACGUGGAAGAGGAAGACGAAGAGGAGGCGAAGACCAGUGUGGCUGCCGAAUCUGAGGCGGAGGACUUCGACGGGGUGAAGUUCAAGCUGCUCUUCGGCAGCCAGGACGACCUCGCCGGCAGCGCGCAGGCUUUCGACCUGGCUCAGGGCGGGGAGCCGGUGACCGCCGGACGCUACGUCAAGAACUCUGUAGUGCUGACGCCUCUAGGCAUCUCCAACAAGCACCUCUCCUUCGAGUUGAUCCCGGAGAAGGAAGCCGAGGCGGCCAAUGAAGCCGAGAAGGCGAAGCCUCGCUUGGGCCUCCGAGACGUCUCCUCCAACGGCACCGGGCUAGCGCCGCCCGGGGGAAUUCUGAAAAGAAUCGCCAAAGGCGAGCUGAUGCCCGUGGAGGACGGCUCGAUUGUGGUGCUCCCAAUGCGCUUGAGGCGCGGGGACCCCAACGGGGAUAGCAGCCGAGCAUGGUUUUCCAUCCACAUUGGCAAGCAGGUGCCCCCAGAGCCGCCAGCCAGACCAGAGAUUCUGGAGUCGGAGGGCACCCCUGCUCCUGCAGGGCAAGCGGUGCAAAAAAAAGAGGAUGAAGAUGCAGAGAGUGAGACAGAAAAAGAGGCAGAGGAGGAGGAUGAGGAGAAGGAGAAGGACGAGGAG
Molecule: messenger RNA, 2483 nt
Organism: Effrenium voratum
Lineage: Eukaryota; Dinophyceae; Suessiales; Symbiodiniaceae
Source: the annotation of a GenBank genome assembly